Messenger RNA from Epithele typhae, 876 nucleotides. RefSeq lists its product as uncharacterized. The coding region runs from base 1 to 876 and encodes 291 amino acids. Lineage: Eukaryota; Fungi; Basidiomycota; Agaricomycetes; Polyporales; Epitheliaceae. The record is from RefSeq and is a predicted model, not a curated record. The transcript has 3 exons.
AUGGUUGGCCAGGAUGAGGACGACAUCAUGCUGGAGCUGCACAUCGCUCUCGCGUUCGCGAGGCGUCACAACGCCUUCCUCGUCGAACAUCUCGUGACCCUUCAACACGAGAGAAAUGCACUACGUCGAAGGGUUCGCCAGCUUGAGGCCCGCGGAGUCGUCCCCGCCGUCCCCGACGUCGCACCCGACGUCGUCCCCGCCGUCUCCGUCCCCGCCGUCCCCGUUCCCGUCCCCGCCGUCUCCGUCCCCGCCGUCCCCGUCCCCGCCGUCCCCGUCCCGCCGUUCCCGCCACCCCCGUUGUCCCCCCCCCCGUUGUCCCCGUCCCCGCCGCACCCGCCGUCACACCCGCCGUCGCACCCGCCGUCGCACCCGCCGUCGCACCCGCCGUCGCACCCGCCGUGGCCCCCGCCGUCUUCCCCGUCCCCGUCCCCGUCCCCGCCGUCACUCCCGCCGUCCCCCUUGUGGGGCAAUCUGGCCCGCAUGAACUUCGGCAUGUGGGAUAUUACUUGCAUUUCCACCCUCAACGCCGCCCAUCAUCUCCGUCUUACCGCCCUUUCGGGUGAUAUAUGUGCGGCGAAGGUUUACUACACCAUCUAUUUCUUCCAUGUCCACGGUUUGCUGCGGCGUCACGAAGCUGCUCGCUACAUAGUUCGAUACUACGCUGGAGACUCCCUCUACCUCCCCGACGACACCCAACUCAGAGUCCUCAAGGGUCUUGCACACAAGGGCAAAAGAAUGGCGAGGGAACUUGGUCUCCUCGCAGGCUCCACUCCACAGCCCCUCCUCGACGUUUACCACGCCACCAAGUUCCCAUUCCUCCAUGGCUUGGACUGCGACGACGACGAGAGCAUCGAUUACUCCUUGUAUAUAGACUAG